Molecule: messenger RNA, 585 nt
Organism: Stylonychia lemnae
Lineage: Eukaryota; Ciliophora; Spirotrichea; Sporadotrichida; Oxytrichidae
Source: the annotation of a GenBank genome assembly
AUGGAAGCCUAAGCAUUGCAAUUCCAAAAGCUGGCUUUGAUCUUAGUUCAAACAGUGAAAUCAUUGCAAAAUUACUCAAGAUCAUUAGAGGAACUUAACGAUCAAGACUUAGAGAAAAGAUUAAUAGCAGUAAUGGAUAUCAUUGGUCUUAAGUUUACCAUGCCUAACAAUAUCACAGUCUCAAUCAUUAAAAUCCUCGUUUCUAUUCUGAUUAACAAGAUAGAUUCAAAGAAGGACUUCUUAAUAUUCAGAGUUCUUGACAUUGUAGAAAGCAUGCUAGGACAUGUGGAUACUGAGAUAAUCUAAGCAGUUGAAACUGAUAUGUUUGAUUACAUUAAGUGGUGUAUGGUUCUUAUUAGAACUGAGCAGCCUCUGGAGAUAGCUGAACGCUCCUUAACAUCAAUGAAAUUGAUAUGCUAAAAGAUGAGAUAAUAGAGUCUCUAUGAUAUUAUCCCAGGAGUCAGUUCAGUAGUUACUAAAUCUCUGGGAGGGAAUCAUAAAUCCAAUCAAAAGGUUAAAAUUAAGCUGCUAGAAAUAUGGGAACUGAUUCUAGUCCCUUACUUUUAAUCCCUUAAAAAUGAUUGA